Penicillium taxi is the source of this 1305-nucleotide messenger RNA. RefSeq names its product coproporphyrinogen oxidase (gene hem13). Bases 1 to 1305 code for a protein of 434 amino acids. The record is from RefSeq and is a predicted model, not a curated record. Gene Ontology annotation, molecular function: coproporphyrinogen oxidase activity. The transcript has 2 exons. NCBI's taxonomy places the organism in Eukaryota, Fungi, Ascomycota, Eurotiomycetes, Eurotiales, Aspergillaceae. Gene Ontology annotation, cellular component: cytoplasm; mitochondrial intermembrane space.
AUGGCUUCGCGAUCAUUUAUGCCUCUCCGGAGGACCUUGGCCCAGUUGCCAUCCAGAACUACUCGUACAACUGCUAGGUAUACAGGCAGAUCAUACCGUGGAUAUGCUACUGCUCCAAAGCAGGAAUUUACCGUUUGGCGGCCCUACCUGCGACUUGCAAUUGGUGUGCCAUUCAUUGGCGCUCUCAUCUACUCUAUGGCUACUGGUGAAAUUACCGAGCUCGAUUCUCCAUCUAUUGUUGAGCUGGAUGAAGCCCUUAAGAAGUCCUCCCCCAUUAGCGAGUCCUCGCCGAUGCGCCUACGAAUGGAAAAGUUUAUCAAGGAACAACAACAGAUUAUUAUCGAGGAGCUUGGUAGAAUAGAUGGCAAGAAGUUCCAUCAAGAUGCCUGGUCACGCCCCACUGGUGGUGGCGGUAUCUCAUGCGUGCUGCAAGAUGGAAACGUCUUCGAGAAAGCCGGCGUGAACGUCUCGGUUGUUUAUGGCGACCUUCCCCGGGCGGCCAUCGAAAAAAUGCGCGUAGAUCACAAGUCCUUGGUGGGCACUAACACUGAGAAGGUGGAGUUCUUUGCUGCCGGCCUCUCCAUGGUCCUCCACCCAAAAAACCCAAUGGCUCCGACCGUGCACUUGAACUACCGUUACUUCGAGACCUCGGACCCGAAGGAUCCCAUCAGCGGUGAUAAGAACUGGUGGUUCGGUGGUGGUUGUGAUCUGACCCCAUCCUACCUCUUCCCUGAGGAUGCCCAACACUUCCACAAGACUAUCAAGGAAGCUUGUGAUCGCCACGACGCGACCUACUACCCCAAGUUCAAGGACUGGUGCGACAAAUACUUCUACAUUACUCACCGUGGUGAAGCUCGUGGUGUUGGUGGUAUCUUCUUUGACGACCUCGACGCUAGCUUCCUCAAAAGCUCCUCCAGCUCAUCCUCUAACCCCCAGGAAACUUUGUUCUCCUUCGUCUCAGACUGCCUUACUUCCUUCCUACCUUCCUACGUGCCAAUCAUCCAGGCCCGAAAGGAUAUGCCAUUCACCCAGGCUCAGAAGGACUGGCAACAACUGCGCCGUGGUCGUUACGUCGAGUUCAACCUGAUCUAUGACCGUGGUACUAGCUUUGGCCUGCGCACUCCCAGUGCUCGUGUUGAGAGUAUUCUUAUGAGUCUACCUCGCACUGCAAGCUGGGCUUAUAUGGAUCCUCUCUCCGGCACAAGACCCGAGAACGCUAUUGUGGAUGAGGAUGAUCUAGGCGAGGGUCAUGAGCGCGAAAAGGAACUUAUGGAUGUUGUGAAGCAUCCCAGACAGUGGGUUUAA